AUCUUUAAUCAGUCAAUUUUUUCACCGAAUUAUAUCUGCUAUGUUUGGAAAAUUUUUGUUAUUUUUUUAUUCCGAGGGCUAACCUUAAAAAGUGUUCGUAAAUAAUUGUAAAUUAACAUUGUUGAGGUUUCUUAAUAUUCUUAACAUAUUUACUGUUCUUUAAUUGCUUCAUAAACAAGAUCAUGAGUUUAUACCUAUUUAUUUAUUAUGCAAAAGCGUCGUAUAUUUUCCUGCAAAACAUAUUAUACUUGUCAUUUAACAGUGAUUUAACGACGUAAUUGUAACUCAAAUUUAUUAUCAUCACAUUCUACUAUAAUUUUAAAGUUUUUUUUUCAAUAUUUAUCGGGAUAAAUUACGACGAUAUCGGUAAUAAGGGUUUGCAAUUUUUGCAUAAAAAGUUCUUUAUCAUGUACCGCUUGUUUAAUAUCUCUAGUAAAUGUUGACAACGUUUUUUCAAACGAAAUAAACUAGAUAAUAAAUUUAAAGUAAUAGGAGGCACUUAGAAUCGAAAAAGAUGCAAGGAAUCCGGAGAAACUUAUCUACCAGUGCAAGAAAAGAGCCAUUAAGAGCACCGGAACAGUAGUCUUCUCCACCCACGUAAUAGCCGGAGUACGGCCGGUAAAGUUCGGAGCAGAUUUCACGAGAUGGAGGCACCAAUCGUCGUCAACAACUUGCCGAACAACUUCAAGCUCGGUGGCGAGACAGAGACAGAACUAGACGACGCAACCACGACGAGCCUGAAUUGCGGCCUGCGAGGCUGGUACAAGAUUAAAAUUUUGGAUUUAGGAAAAAAGACUUUUGAGACGCCGGGAAUCGUGAGAGCAGCUGACAAGGACAUGGCUAAACUGGGUGAGUCCUGGAGAUGAGCCACAUUCAACGCAAGACACUCCAAAUUAAGAUUUGUCUGGUGAUGAGGAUGAUACUGUUGCAGCCUUGAGUCUGGCAAAAGAUACAUUGAGACGCAACUGUAAAAAUGGAGUCACAUGAAAGUCCUGAGGACAAGAAUUUGGAAACUUCAAAGGAAAUAGAAGUUUCUAAUUCUGUAGAAGAUAAAGAAAGUGAAAAUGAAUCAGAUGAAGAUAGUUCUGAUGACAACAUGGUGAUAGAAGAAAAUGAGAAAAGUGAAACUGAAGAGGACAUGUGUAAAAAAACAAAUGAAACUGAAAAGAACAUUGUUGAGCCAGAGGAUACAGAUAGUGCAAAAAUCAAUACCCUACCAAAUGAUUCUAUAACAAAAGAAAAAGAAAGAAAAAAGGAUGAUGAUAAAUCAGCAGAGGAUUCAGAGGUCAUUAAAGAAAUCGAAAGUGCAGAAUUAGACACUCCUACUCAAGCAGUAACCUCGGUUACACCUAAAGAUACCAACGAAAUAAACAGGAAAAGAAAAAGCACAAACACACCGCCAGUCCGCAGCUCACCGGUGGAGCAGCAACAAAAUGGAGGCGUCGGCAGUGAUGGCGUGGCGAGCAAGCGAAAGCGCCUGGACUCGAAGACAGACCGAUUCUGCUGGCGCUGCCACAAGGAGUCGGUCGAGACGCAAUGCAGCGCCUGUCCGAGAUCAUGGCAUCGCAGAUGUAUGGGCGGUGCACCGCCACUCUCCGUUACCAACUGGAUAUGCGGCGAGUGUGCGGGUAUACUGCAGGCCGAAAAUGCGGAGACUCGUAGCCAAUCCAUGGCCCAGCUUACUGUGGACCAGCUGUGCAUGAUGCUAAAACAUGUUGUUGAGAGAAUGCGGGAUCAACACGGGUCUCAGCCCUUCUGGAAAGCAGUCGAUCUAAAUGAAGUUCCUAAUUAUUUAGAAUAUGUCGUGAAACCAAUGGAUUUAAGCCUACUUGAAUCAAAUGUUCGUGCCAAGCUUUAUGGUAGUACCGAUGCUUUUAUGGCUGAUGCAAAAUGGAUUCAACACAACUGUAUAGUUUUCAACACGUGUGGUGGUGUUUAUGCAGAUACGUCGAAGCUGACAAAUACAGCGAAGCAGAUGCUAAAGGUAGCGCGACAGGAGGUAUCGGAAAUCGAGGCUUGUCCGGACUGCUUUGCACAUGGGCGCAACCUGCCUCGACCACUGCCUUCAUGGUUCGUCGAGCCUUGCCGCAGGCCUCAUCCAAUCGUCUGGGCCAAGUUAAAAGGGUUCCCCUUUUGGCCAGCAAAGGCGAUGCCAAGGCUCAAUACUCAAGGACUCGUGGAUGUGCGCUUUUUUGGGGAGCACGAUCGGGCCUGGGUCUCGCCUAAGGAUAUCUACCUUUACUCCCAGGAGCCUCCUGUUGCAUUGCCCAAGAAGAAGAAGCUCGAAAUGGAGCAGUGCGUCAAGGAGGUCGAGGAGCAUUCCAAGAAACUCGAACAAGUCUUUGGGGAAUUCAGGUACGCGUCACCAAAAGUCCAAUACGAUCCACACGAUCAAAUGCAGAUACAGUUGUUACUCCCAAACUACGAUCCGUCACAAAAUUCACGAACUGCCGCGCCAAAGGCAGAUUCGCAGCAACCACAAGUUAAUAAUAAAUCGGUGACACUAAAGGUGGAUAAAAAACCGCAACCGGAGCCAAAAAGCACCAUCGUGGCAAGUACAAACGGAGUGGCUGAAAGUACCCCUAUCGAGAAACGUAAAUUAGUUCGAAAGAAGAAAACGGUUGAAUCGCCUCAACCUUCUUCUGUAAACAAGGCGAGUCCUGAAAUUGAAACCAUUAUCGUCGAUCCAAAAAGUAAAAGUCAAAGUAGAAGUCCCCCUGCGACGCCAACGUUGCUUGUUAAUAAUAAUAUCAGCAAAGAGAAGUCGAAGAGUAAAUCGCCCGAAUCACCUGAUAUAGCCGAGAUUAUAGAAGUGAGUCCUAGUGGCCCUCCUAAGAAGAGUGUUGUAGCUCCCAUUAGAAAAUUAAAGGGUGACGUUAUCAAUAAAAGACCAUCAUCGGAAAAGGAUGUUGAUCAUCAGGAUGAGCCUUUAGCGAAAAAGCCCAAUGUAAUUAAAAACGCGAAUGGUAAACCCAACACUAUUGUACAUUCGAUGCCUGGUUUAAAUAGUUUGCAGAAUCAUAGCGAUAUCGUCAAGACCGUUUCGCCAGGACAAAAGCCAAAGACGAUUUACAUACAUUCAAACAUGAGAAAAUCUUCGAGUUUGGUUCCCGUCAAUUCGAAGUUCAGUGCAAAAUCUCCACAAUCAGAGAUCAGGCUGGUAAAUAAGGGCUUGAAUAAAUCGGUGAACAAGGAGGCGACGAGGUUCCCAGUGAAUAACAUUCAGAGGAGCAAGGACGAUUCGUUAAGCAAUAGUAGUAAACCGAUGACUGCGAUACCAGUGUCAGCGAAAAAGGAUCAAAAAGCGAUGUAUCAUAUGAUGAACUCUAAUACGUCAGAGUCGGCGAAACAUUUAAGCGAAAAAGAUACAAGGUUGAGUGAUCCAAUUACGGCAAUUAAGCAAGAACCUAAAGAUGAUGUAUCACCAAAGGUACCGUUAAUGAGGAAGCCAGGAAAGGCACGAAAGUCCUUCCCAAACAAGCCUCCAAGUUUUCCGCAGGUGAUGACGCCUACGACGUCGGCAACGCCACCCUCAUCAUCAUCAUCGUCGUCGUACCCACUGACGAAGGCAGCAGCAAGCGCCAAUGAUGCGAUGGUCUACAUUCCUCCGCAGAGCAAUGAUCUGCGCUCUUCGGCGUAUGAAUUACCUCCGCCUGAAGCUGGUCCCGCUACGGCUCAGAUACACAACACCUCGAGGGAUUUAGCGAACCGAGUGGCACAGCUUAUCGCGGAAACAAUAAAAGAAGCAGCAGAAAAUAAUGCAGUGGGAGGUGGAAGCGUGGUCAAUCACCAUGAGGCAACAAUACAUUACCUCAAGCUCAGGAUGGAGAGGCUCAAAUGGGAGCAUAAGCAGGAGAUGGCGGAAUUAAAGCACAAUAAUGAACUCGUUUUACGGGAACUAAAAGCGAGUAUGGAGGUGGAGAAAUUUCGUGCCGUGCAGGACGUUCGUCGCGAGGCCGAAGCGGACAAGCUGCACAGUAUUGAGGAGACGAAGCGCAAGCAGUGGUGCGUUGUCUGCGGCCGCGAAGCCAUGUUUUACUGUUGCUGGAACACCGCUUACUGCGACUAUCCAUGCCAACAGAAACACUGGGCAUCGCACAUUACCACAUGUGGUCAGAAAACGCAAGUUCAGACCCAAACUCAGAAAACUCCACAACAGCAGCAAAAGAGUGGAUCAUCCUCGUCACAAUCGGUGCUAAAAAGCCAGCAGGUGAUGCCCAAGCUUGUGAUAAAUAGGCCGCAACAGUCGUCCGGUUUGAGGAGGGCCUAGAGAGUCAAUUUGUGCGUGUAAGUCUGUCGACCUAAAGCAAGACACAAGCGCCACAUUUUUACAUGAUAAUCUUGUUUCGUUUUCCGAUUAAGCGCUAAGUCAAAGUUAAUGUCGAGGUCGGCCUGACUAUAUGAUUAUAGUCUCUUGUGUCCUUUUUCCUUUGCGUUUACAAUACAGGAAAAAUGCUCGACAGAUAAGCACUCACAAACUUUUAAACUCAUUUUCUGAUGACUUUGUAGCUUUUUAGAAUUGAUUGUGAGAUUUAUUUGAGUCCUGUUUUCUUUUUUACUUUUGUAAUUUUUUGUUAUUACUUAUGUUAAUACUUGAUAUAUGAAUCUUUACAAACGUAUUACUUAUGAAGUAAAAUCGCAGAUACUAAUUGGUACUUUUAUGAUAAAAAGUAUCAAAGUACAAACGGUUCAUAGUAAUCUAAAAUAUGCACGUAAUAUUAGUAGCAUAUCGUAAAAUUUAAAUAGUAUUAAGUAAUAAAUAUAAAUGAGUGUUCUGUAAAUCUUGGACAAAUGUCUUUGUAUAUGCAAUUUCUUUCUAAUAUUUUCGAAAAUGUAAAAACUCAUGGAAUAUAGUAUUUUUAGAAUCCUAAUCAAAACAGAUUGACAAAAAAUGGCAAUAAUCGUAUUUCUAUGGUAAUAUUAGAAAGCUAUAAAAGUAUCAUGAUUGUCGUUCGAAAACAAUCGACUUCUUAAAUUUCACUAUACGCUUACUUUAGGAACGUAUUUAUCAUAUAAAUGUUUCGACGAUAUGUGAACGACACAUAAUUGUUUUAAGUUUUAUUUUUAAGAAGUUUAUUUCAUCAGAAAUGCAUUUAAAAAGGAACAGAAAAAAAACAGAUUUUUUUAUGAAAAAUAAAGAUUAUUAUUAACCUUA
This is a messenger RNA of Nasonia vitripennis (jewel wasp), 5155 nucleotides long. RefSeq names its product protein kinase C-binding protein 1 (gene Zmynd8). The record is from RefSeq and is a predicted model, not a curated record. Bases 974 to 4270 code for a protein of 1098 amino acids. Lineage: Eukaryota; Metazoa; Arthropoda; Insecta; Hymenoptera; Pteromalidae. The transcript has 9 exons. Gene Ontology annotation, biological process: regulation of DNA-templated transcription. Gene Ontology annotation, molecular function: protein binding.